GUUUCGUCGGUGAUUAUUUAAUCUAUAUAUUUUCUUAGAAAUUUUACCACGACUAUUUAGGUACAGAUAUAGAUUAAGUAAACAGCAGCAUGGCUCACCGACUUUUCACCGCCGAGGAAGAAUACCCAGACCUAGAAAAUCACCACAGUCACAUGGCACAUUGUCUUACUGAGACUGUAUAUAAGCAACUGCGAGGCGUGGAAACUGAUAGUGGGUUUACCAUUGAUGAUGUCAUACAGUUGGGAGUGGACAACCCUGGAGAACCAUAUCUUAUGCCCGCUGGUUGUAUAGCUGGAGACGAGGAAUCAUACAGAGCGUUUUCGGCGUUUUUUGACCAAGUUCUUGAAGCAAGACACAACGGUUUUAAGAAGAAUGAUGUCAGUCGAAAUAACACUAUGUCGGAAAACGUCAAAGGAGGUGACUUUGACGGAAAGUACGCUUUGACGAGUUACGUUACAAGCCGAAGGAAUGUCAAAGGGUUUGCGUUACCUGGACAUUUUACCCGAGGUGAAAGAAGGAAGGUGGAAGCAAUUGCGAAGUCUGCGCUCUCAGGUUGCGACGGUGAGUUUGGUGGACAGUAUUUCUCAAUCAAGGGAAGUUCGGAUAAAGAUUUAGAGCAGUUGGCCGUCGUUUUUAAGCAGCCUAUUUCUGCUACCAGCCAGCCGACUAUUUUUGCGAGAGAUUGGCCGGACAGUCGCGGGUUUUGGUACAAUGCGAAGAAAAACUUUCUAGUGAAGGUAAAUGAAGAAGAUCAUCUAAGCGUGCUUUCUACUGAAACAGGGGGAAACUUGGUUCCAUCUUUUAGAAGAUGGGUCGAAGGUGUUGCAGCAAUCGAAAACGGAGUCAAAAAAUCAGGAAACGAAUUUAUGCAUGACGAACGGUACGGGUACAUUGCAACUUGCCCCACUAACGUUGGAACGUCUCUAAAAGUCGGGGUCGUUUUAAAAAUACCCAAAAUGAUGAAAUAUUGUCGACUGGAAGAGGCACUAAUGCGUUUGAGAUUGGAAAAGAUCGACUUGGGAGAUUGUGUUGAUGUUUCUAAUAUCGAUAGGAUUGGACUUACCGAAGUUGAAAUAUUGGAGCUGGUAAUAGAAGGUGUUCAGUUCCUUAUUGACUGCGAAGAACGACUGGAGAAGGGACAGAAGAUUGAAAAAUACGUCAAUAUAUUACGACAGAAGUAAAACUUUAUAAAGUUUAGUUUUUGCCACGACUGUAAGCUGGCAACAUAUAUGGUAAAUAUCACGUCACUUUUCUUGAUCCAAUUAAAAGUUAUGGGAAAGAAAAUAUUAAAACCCGACUUUUAAGGCUAUAUAAAAACAUUGCGCCACAACCAAUCGCUGUAUUGCGACAACUGUAAUUACUUGUGCUAGUCGUCAUUCUAAUGUACAUUUUGCUUUAUUUUUGGCCAUACGAUUGUAAUAAUUGUUACUCAUUCAUAUCGAGUUCUCGUGUUAACAGAAGUCUUUGCUACGGAAAUAAACGCUUAAAACAAUGUUG
Messenger RNA from Ciona intestinalis (vase tunicate), 1497 nucleotides. Lineage: Eukaryota; Metazoa; Chordata; Ascidiacea; Phlebobranchia; Cionidae. The record is from RefSeq and is a predicted model, not a curated record.